GUGUCUACUUGAGUCAUGAGAGAGAUAUUGAGUUAUCUGCUCUCCACCUCUGCAUCACUCUGUUAUAUUUUUUUUUUGCUGUUUUCGAUUCUAUUGCUUGUUACUCUGACUCAUCCAUUUUUUCCCAAAGCUAUCUGUUAGCGGAAAUAGCAACACCAUUAUCACUGCUAUUUUUUGUUACACUGCUACCUACAUCCAAGAUCCACUGCUAUUGAUGUGAAAUUUGUUCACACUUCUAUUGAGAUCUUUAGAGGCAAUGGAUGGCACCAUUACCGUGAAAUAGCGGCCGAUACACUGCUACGCCCUGCUAUCUGAAACCCUCAUUUCUAGCAUUUUAAUACUUGGUUUAUUGAUUCAGAUUCACCCUGCUGUGUUCAAAAAUGGAGGAGCAAUCUUUUUUUUAUAGACUGAUCAGUCAUCUCCGUUCAACUUGCAAGUAUUAUAAUGGUUAUCCCAAAGAUCUUGGGCCAUCACGGGUUAUUCAUUUCACAUCCGAGCGUGAAUUCGUGCAGCUGCUUCAUCAAGGUCAUCCAGUUGUUGUUGCAUUCACUAUCAGGGGAAACUACACAAAGCAUCUUGACAAAGUACUAGAGGAAGCUGCUGUAGAGUUCUAUCAAAAUGUUAAAUUUAUGCGAGUUGAGUGCCCAAAAUAUCCAGGAUUUUGUAUAACACGGCAGACAAAUGAAUACCCAUUCAUUGAAAUAUUUCAUAGUUCAGAGCAAGCAGCAACCAAAGGAAAGGUUGCUGAUCUAAAUGUCGCAAGAUAUUCCGUAAAAGUUGUACCUUUCAAUUAUGAUCUCAGUGGUUAUGGAUUUAGAGAGUUGUUCAAGCGUCACGGGAUUCAGACAUCAGAUCCAUAGUAAAGACUGGGUGACAUGUCUCGAUAUCUUUGCUCAUUCAUGGUGAUGAUGAUGAGCAUAAACACUGCUGGAUCACAU
Molecule: messenger RNA, 938 nt
Organism: Hibiscus syriacus
Lineage: Eukaryota; Viridiplantae; Streptophyta; Magnoliopsida; Malvales; Malvaceae
Exons: 6
Coding region: 381-860 (159 amino acids)
Source: RefSeq, a predicted model, not a curated record